Messenger RNA from Penicillium canariense, 246 nucleotides. RefSeq lists its product as uncharacterized. Bases 1 to 246 code for a protein of 81 amino acids. The record is from RefSeq and is a predicted model, not a curated record. Lineage: Eukaryota; Fungi; Ascomycota; Eurotiomycetes; Eurotiales; Aspergillaceae. The transcript has a single exon.
AUGCCAUCCCGAUCCACCAGUCCUUUCCAGACCGCCGACAACCUCGCUCAGAUCCUCAACCUUCGGUCUGAGGACGAAAGCCAGGAUAUGCAGGAGAAGCCGGACCACUCGCAAAUCACCAGUCGUGGUACACCUGCUCGCCAUUCCCGCCGACAGCGAUCGGAGUAUCGAUCCUGGGAUCGAGCGAGUGAUGUACCUAGAAAAGGAACGACUGGGUCAAAGUAUCGGUCGCGAUCGAGGCAUUGA